This is a messenger RNA of Thunnus maccoyii (southern bluefin tuna), 3560 nucleotides long. RefSeq names its product clathrin coat assembly protein AP180-like. NCBI's taxonomy places the organism in Eukaryota, Metazoa, Chordata, Actinopteri, Scombriformes, Scombridae. The transcript has 9 exons. The coding region runs from base 968 to 1876 and encodes 302 amino acids. Gene Ontology annotation, biological process: synaptic vesicle budding from presynaptic endocytic zone membrane; clathrin-dependent endocytosis; clathrin coat assembly. The record is from RefSeq and is a predicted model, not a curated record. Gene Ontology annotation, molecular function: clathrin heavy chain binding; phosphatidylinositol-4,5-bisphosphate binding; SNARE binding. Gene Ontology annotation, cellular component: clathrin-coated pit; extrinsic component of presynaptic endocytic zone membrane; synaptic vesicle.
UGCAAACAUGAUCAAAGAAAAUAGCGCCAAGUGAAGCUGCACGCUUCAUAUGACCUUCAUCGUGUGGCAGCAGCGUGCCUGGUUGUGGAGUAGCUUUAUUAACCCUUAAUGUCCUCACACAUACAAAACCUCCGUGCUAGUUCUCGUCUCCUCCCGGCUCUCGCGAUGAAAGAGACAGCGGGGCUGGUACCGAGGGGGGCGGGGCGAGGUGACAAAUAUAAAUGCAUAAAUAAUUAAAUAUACAAGUGGAUGUAAAUCCGCUGAAAACACAGUCAUCCAACGACCCGGGUCGAAGCGAGCAUCGCCGGGGCUUGCAAGCCGACUGUGGGCCGCAGCAGAGAGGAAGCAUCCAGGGAAGGAGGAGGGAAAAAACCCGCUGUAUUGCACUGGAUGGUGGGGGAUGAUGUUCCCCUGCACGCCCCGCUGAAAACACAGGGACUGUCGGAGAGGCGGUGAGGAUUAUCCAGGAGGCUGGAGGAAGGAAGACAGGGAGGCAUCAACGAGCAUCAUCCAGAGCGGACCGCCUUAUCAGAGAGGCUGACCGACAAAUAACAGUCAGAAAUUGACCUAAAAUAAAAGAAAAAGCCGAACGACGUGAAAAAAUUAGAAGCUGGAAUACGAUUUUACAGUGAAUUAACCUGCAUGGUGUGAUUAUCAGAGGACACUGGCCCUCUUGGAAGUAAGUCAGUUCAUGAUUGUUACAGAAACGCAUGCAGAUCCAGUACAACUGAAUGGGAAUCUGUCACUUCAAAUAUUGUUAUGCAACUCUAAUCAAUUACAAUUCUGCAGAGAGUGGGCCACACCACAUUAAAAACAGGCUGAGUUUUUCUUUUCCAGCUCCAUCUCUAUAGUGGUGUCGAGGGCAGCGGCAGGGAUUACUGAGGCUGGUCGUUCAUUUUGGUGUGGGGAGGGGGGGUAGGACCAUAUUGGACGCUUGAUUGUCGAGGUUGGACUCCACUGAGAGAAGAUGUCGGGUCAGACGCUGACAGACCGCAUCGCCGCGGCGCAAUACACCCUGACGGGAUCCGAUGUGUCCCGAGCUGUGUGUAAAUCUACCACACAUGAACAGACGGCCCCAAAGAAAAAACACCUGGAAUUCCUGAUCCAGGCCACCCAGGAGUCCAAUGUGAACGUCCCCCAGAUGGCUGACACACUGAUGGAGAGGGCUGGCAACGCCAGCUGGGUGGUGGUUUUCAAAGCCCUGAUCACCACACACCACCUCAUGGUGCAUGGCAACGAGAGAUUCCUGCAGUUCUUGGCCUCAAGAAACACCUUGUUCAACCUCAGCAACUUCCUGGACAAAACUGGCUCUCACGGCUAUGACAUGUCCACAUUUAUCAGACGCUACAGCCGCUAUCUCAAUGAGAAGGCCUUCGCCUACAGACAGAUGGCUUUCGACUUUGGCCGAGUCAAGAAAGGAGCUGAGGGAGUGAUGAGGACCAUGUCAGUAGAGAAGCUGCUGAAAGGAAUGCCCACCCUGCAGAGCCAGAUCGACGCACUGCUGGAUUUCGAAGUACAUCCACAGGAGCUGAACAAUGGCGUGAUAAAUGCCUGCUUUCUCCUACUCUUCAAAGAUCUGAUUAAGUUAUAUGCCUGCUACAAUGACGGCAUCAUCAACCUGCUAGAGAAGUUUUUCCAGAUGAAGAGAAGCCAGUGUAAAGAUGGGCUGGAGAUAUACAAGAGAUUCCUGACACGAAUGACUCGGGUUUCUGAAUUCUUCAAAAUUGCUGAGCAAGUGGGAAUAGACAAAAAUGACAUACCUGAACUCACUCAGCUGCACAGGUCCUUCGCUGUAAAGAGGAGGCGUAUCCCACUGUACCUCAGUGCCACUUCCAUUCUCCAUGCAGCCAAUGAGCUGUGGUUCUUUGGUGAUUGACAGUCACUAUGCCCCCUUCUCUUUUCACUUCCAGAGAUGCAGAUUGAUCAUUCAGGCUGAGAGUGUGAGUAGCGAGUAGUGCACAGAGCUAGCUUUUGGAAACAAACAGCAUAGGGAAGGUCAACAUUUGAACUCUCUUUGAGUGCACUGAAUUGAAGCACACUGCACAGUGAGUGCACACCCAGCAGACAGACAUCAGGUGCUCUGAUGAAGUGGGAUGAUGUGACUGGACGAGACAAUUGGAUAAGCUGUGAUAUGCUGAGCAAUGCUGCUGACCAGGCGACUGUUGUCCGCUGCUAAGACUCUGAGCUAAACAUAGUUUUAGCUCAACAAAUGUAUAAAAGCAGACUGUCAUCCUGGAAAUGUACAGCAGAGUUUCCAUGACAGCUAUAAAGUCAUUGUAAAGAUUAUUUUUGAGUUUUCGGAUUGCUGAGUUUUGUACUGAACAAUAUAAAUGAUUCCAAGGAUGAGAAAACAGAUUUCUCCUAUUGGUUCCUGAAUCAGAACUGUCCUGUUGUGGAAACUCUACAGCCAAGGUUAUCCUUUCAGACGUGACAGUAUGGAUGACUUGCAUGAAGAGCAUGCUGUUAUGCUGUCUGAUUGGCUUGAUAGGUUACUGGAGCGGUAAUGGUAGAGGAUUUUAUUCAAACAGAUCUACACUAUGCCGAAUCAAACAUACUGUAAUGUGUGACACUUUGAUUGUAGAGUAUUUGAAUAUGGAUGUGGGAUGUUAUAUCUGCUAAACCAGUCAAAUUCAGAAAUUCAUAUCAAGGGAUUUGUUGGCUUUGUAGGCUUGCAAACCUGCUACUGAAGGACAGUUGCAAGACUAGCUUGAGUCAAGGCUAACUGUAUUAGUAUUAGUGUAUUAGUUCACUUGGUUUGUGGCUAUAAAAUGUCUUCCUGUCGACCGUGCAAUUUUUGUACUCACGGGUCAAAACUGACCCGGUUGGGAUUGACUGUUUAUAAAGCAUAAAGUAUAAAUUAUCACCAAAUUCUGUGUUAGACCUUUUAGUCAACUUCAUUCCAACUCAUUAUCACGUUUUUCACUUCUUUUUGGAAUUUAUGGUCACUAGACCUCAUUUACAUGACAUACCUCGUUUUUUAGUUAAAAAAAAGGCAGAAAUUAUAAAUGAUUUUGACAGAAACAUAUGUCGAUGGAUUAUCAUAUACUGAUAUAAAUCAAAGUUUAGUCAGCAUACUGUUUUGAAAUCAUUUCAAAUUUUUUAAUGGCAGCACAUAAUGACACCUGUUGUCUUCCUGGGUCAAAAUUGACGUGGUCUGGUUUGACUUUUUACAAAGCAUAAAGUAUAAAUUAUCAACCAAUUCUGUGUUAUACUAUUUUAGCUAACUUCAUUCCAACUCAUUACCACAAAUUUACACUUCUAUUUGGAAUUCAUGGUCAAUAGACCAUUUUUCAUUUAAAUGAAAUUAUACCUCGUUUUCGAGUAAAAUAAACAGAAAUUAUGAGCUAAUAUGGAUUAUCACAGACUGGUAUAUGUCAAAUAUUAGCCAUAAUAUUCCUAGGUCAAAAUUGAUCAAUGCAAUUUUAUUCACAAAUGAGCAAACAAAGAACAAAAAAGCAUAAAAAAACCCAAAACUUUUUCAACUUUUUAAAACUGUAACUUUAAAGAAUAAUUUCAGUUCAUCUGGAUUAUGAAUUAGAAAAGAAAUAGUCCCUGUGUGU